Rhodamnia argentea is the source of this 969-nucleotide messenger RNA. RefSeq lists its product as uncharacterized. Lineage: Eukaryota; Viridiplantae; Streptophyta; Magnoliopsida; Myrtales; Myrtaceae. Gene Ontology annotation, molecular function: polysaccharide binding. Bases 4 to 969 code for a protein of 321 amino acids. The record is from RefSeq and is a predicted model, not a curated record. The transcript has 3 exons.
UAAAUGCAGUCUUCGGUGCUUUCCCGUGUUCCCACCACCACCACCGUCUUCCACCUCCUAACCCUAUCCCUCUCCCUCCUCCUCCUCCCCCUCCCUUCCCUCCCCCUCUCCCUCUGCCGCACCUCCUGCGGCCCCAUCCCCGUCGCCUACCCCUUCGCCGUCGACGACGGCUGCGGCUCCCCCAGCUUCCGCCGCAUGCUCUCCUGCAACGCCUCCGACCUCUUCUUCGUCACCCCCUCCGGCGCCUACAAGGUCCAGUCCAUCGACUACGCCAAGCGCAAGGUCGUCGUCUUCGACCCCGCCAUGUCCACCUGCUCCAUCCUCCAGCCCCACCACGACUUCGCCCUCACCGACGUGCAGGCCGCCCUCAUCCCCCCCUCCGACGACACCAUCUUCGCCGUCCUCAACUGCUCCGUCGACUCCCCCGUCGCCAACCACUUCAAGUACCUCUGCUCCCCCGACGUCGGCGGCCACUCCUGCGGCGAGAUGUACGGCGCCUGCGCCUCGUUCCGGAUCUUCCGGUCGGCGACACCGCAGGGGGCCAACCAGUCGUCGCCUACGUCGUCGCCGACGUCGCCGCCGUGCUGCUUCACGAGGUACGCGACGGUGAGGUUCAUGAGCAUGAACAUGCUGGACUGCACGCACUACACGACGGUGAUCGACUCGGGGGGUCUGGAGAAGACUGGGCCGUUGGACUGGACGUACGGGAUCGAGCUGACGUACGCCGUGCCGGAGAGCACCGCGUGCGACCGGUGCAAGCGGUCGGGCGGCGCGUGCGGGUUCGACACCGAGUCGGAGGCGAUGCUCUGCCUCUGCUCCCCAACCCUCAACGCUACUGUAGAAUGUGCUGCAGGGGCUGGGAUCGGCUCCGGAGAAAGGCUUGCUCCGACGCUACCAUUCCAUACAAGCCUACAAACUCUUUCCAAUCUUCACUCUCCUGAGUCUCCUUCCCACUUGGAUGAACAAUGA